This is a messenger RNA of Trichoderma citrinoviride, 1605 nucleotides long. Its product is annotated as MFS general substrate transporter. The transcript has 6 exons. Gene Ontology annotation, biological process: basic amino acid transport; transmembrane transport. Gene Ontology annotation, molecular function: basic amino acid transmembrane transporter activity. The record is from RefSeq and is a predicted model, not a curated record. Bases 1 to 1605 code for a protein of 534 amino acids. Lineage: Eukaryota; Fungi; Ascomycota; Sordariomycetes; Hypocreales; Hypocreaceae. Gene Ontology annotation, cellular component: fungal-type vacuole membrane.
AUGGGCUGCUAUGAGACGAUGCCCCUGGAAACGUCACCUCUCCUGUCUGAACCUCUUCCCCAAAAUGGCCUCCUGGGCGAUGAGAGCAACGUCGAAAACGGCCGCAAGAAGCAUCCCAUGGCCGACAAGAUGCACAUCUUGCUUCCCGCCAUAGGAGUUGGCGUCUAUCUUGUAGCCGUCGACCAGCUCCUUGCAGUUGCGACAUAUGCCAAGAUUGGCAGCGAGCUCAACGCCCUGAACAACACGAGCUGGAUCGCCACAGCAUACUUCCUCACCCUCACCAGCUUCCAGCCCCUCUACGGCAAGCUCAGCGACAUCUUCGGCCGCAAGGCAUGCCUCCUGUUCGCAUACGCCGUCUUCGGCAUCGGCUGCCUGGGAUGCGGUCUCGCUCAGAGCAUGACGCAGCUCUGCAUCGCGCGGGCGGUUGCUGGCAUCGGCGGCGGAGGGAUGAGCUCCGUCGUGUCGAUUCUGUUUUCUGACAUCGUGCCGCUGCAGGAGCGCGGUGUCUGGCAGGGCUAUCUCAAUGUGGUGUAUGCUGCUGGGACUUCGACUGGAGGGCCCCUGGGAGGCCUGUUUGCCGAUUCUCUGGGAUGGCGAUGGUCCUUCAUGAUUCAAGCCCCUUUAUGCCUGGUCGCCUGGAUCUCGGUAUACUUGAUCCUCGACCUGGAACCCCCCUCCAAAGACCAACACUGGGUCGCCAAAGUCCGCCAGAUCGACUUCCUGGGCGCCUUGACGCUCGUCCUCGCCGUCGUCUCUCUCCUCACGGGCCUCGACUCGGGCCCCAACCUCGGCUGGUCCCACCCCGUCACGGUCGUCUCCCUGAGCCUCACGCCGUUCCUCCUCGCCCUCUUCCUCCUCGUGGAGAUGCGCAUCGCCAAGCACCCCUUCGCCCCCGGCCACAUCAUCCUCAGCCGCGACCUGCUGCCCUGCUACAUGGUCAACAUGUGCGGCAUGGCCGGCGAGAUGGGCGUCAUGUUCUUCGUGCCGCUGUACUUCCAGGCCGUCGAGGGCCUCAGCGCCACGGCCAGCGGCUCCAUGCUCGUGCCCGCCACCAUUGCCGGCGUGCUGGCGUCGCUCGCGGGCGGCUGGGUCAUCAAGCGGACGGGCAGGUUUUACUGGCCGACCGUCGCCAGCUACGGCCUGCUCUUCUUGUCCAUGAUACCCCUGGUCGUGUCCGUCUGGUUCCGCUCGCUCUUUGGGGUGAAUGCUGGCUUCGUCCUGUCGGCCGUUGGCAACGGCGGUGGCAUCACCACAAUCCUCAUCGCCCUCCUCGCCAACGCAGCGGCCCAAGACUCCGCCGUCGCCAUCGCCUGCUCGUACCUCUUCCGCUCGCUCGGCUCCAGCGUCGGCGUCGGCAUCAGCUCGGCCGUGCUCCAGCAGGUCCUCCGGCAGCAGCUGUCCUCUCGCAUCGGCGACGACGGGCAGGUCGAGGAAAAGGUGCGGCAAAGCCUGGACGCGAUCAGGGAGCUGCCGCCGCUGGUGGCGGAACAGGUGCGCUCGAGCUACCGGGUGGCCACGAUGGCGUCCUUUGCGCCGUCGCUGUGCUUUGGGCUCGUGUGCUUUCUUGCUACGUUUUGGGUCAAGGAGAAGUCGCUGGAGCGGUAG